Messenger RNA from Styela clava, 3195 nucleotides. Lineage: Eukaryota; Metazoa; Chordata; Ascidiacea; Stolidobranchia; Styelidae. The record is from RefSeq and is a predicted model, not a curated record.
AUGAUAAAAAAGGUUUCAACUCAUCAGAUUUUACUAGAAAAUUACAUCGAUAUAUCAGAAACUGAUUUGUUGAAAUUUGGUAAAAAUUUGUUCAAUAACUAUUUAGAAGAGUUUAAAACAUCCACAAACAAUUGGUCAUUGGAAGAUCGACUGAAAGCAUGGCUGGACUGGACACUGGAAACGUCUGCAACUGAACAUUUUUUACAUUUCUCUCGAGUACAAGGCCGUGGUAGAAUCGCUGCUAUAUCAGUCGAAAACAAUUUAGUGUACAUGUAUGGACUCUACCCAAUAUCAAUUAAGCAUACGAAUGUAAAAGCUCGCACUGUUACAGCUUUCGAUAUAAAUAAAAAUUAUAAUAAGGAACUAACUCAAAUAUUUUACAUUGAUCUGAAUGAAAGAUUAAUGUAUAAACAGAGCGAUAAUGAUAGCUUUCAUAUUGGUGACGCUCGAGGAAUUUCUCACCUGUACGUACAUGGUGAACGACUAUAUGCAUCGGAUAACAACAACGUUUUAUAUUAUUCUGACGAUAUAAUUCCGCGUGUUAUAAACGAACUAGGAGUUUGUGAUUCUGGUUUUAUGAGUAUAAACAAUUCAUGCAUCAUGCUUGUCUCGAAUCAUGACAAACUUCGAGAUGCUAAAGAGGUGUGCGCUGCUGUUGAUGGGGUACUGUGGAAACGUGCAUCACGACCCCAAAAAAACUGCCAAAUGAAAUAUACAUCUGCAUUUGUACCUGAUUAUAACUUUGAAUUUUCUUCUGAUUUCUAUGGAUAUUCUUUUAAAACUGCAUAUCUUGAUUCUGCAGAUGGUUGGUCUGCCAAGACGAAUAGUAUUGGUCAAUGGAUCGGGAUAGAUCUUAAGAAAACAGUGAUUGUCUAUGGAUUUGUUACACAAGGACGUGCAACAAAAGCUGAAUUUGUGACUUCAUUCAAAUUUUCUUGUGACGGAAAUACUGUGAAGAAAAAUAAUGUUGACAUGAUAUUUCCAGGCAACUCUGAUAGUAACUCCAAAGUUGUGAAUUACCUUCCAGUGAGCUUACCCUGUCAAAGAGCUCAUGUUUUGCCCCAAACCUAUAACUGGUGGAUGAGUUUGAGGAUGGAAUUGAUCCAUGCAGACUGUCCCGUGGAAAAUGUACAUGGAUCAUCACAUCUUGGAACCAAUUGUGAAUUGAAAUAUACAUCAGCACUUGUAUAUGACUAUACUGUUAGUGUUUCAUCAGAAUAUAGUUUGAAUAGCCAUGAAGGUCUCUAUCUCGAUUCUACAGAUGGUUGGGCUUCUCUAAGCCGUGAUGUUGGACAAUGGGUUGAAAUUGAUUUGAAGAGAACAACCAUGGUUCACGGAAUUGUUACACAAGGUCGUGCAAUGUAUGAUCAGCAUGUAACUUCAUUCAAAUUUGCUUGUGACGGAAUUUAUGUGAAGGAUAAUAAUGUGGACAAGGUGUUCCUGGGAAACUUUGAUAGAAAUACAAAAGUUGUAAAUUUUCUUCCCGCAAGUUUAUCUUGUCAAACGGCUAGAGUUUUUCCUCUAACAUUUCACUCAUGGAUGAGCAUGAGAAUGGAAUUUAUACAUGGAGAAUGUUCAGUGAACAACUUCCCAGAUGAUCACACAUAUGCAUCCUCUAAGAUCCCCGUUACUUGCGAAGCAAGACUAGCUUCAGAACUAUAUCCUGGUUUCCUGAUAAGUGCUUCCGAAGACUAUAUUAAUGCUAAUGGAGCUAGUGCCAGACUCGAUGAAUGGGGCUGGGCUCUUAAAUACAAUCAUUCGGGUGCUUGGAUUGAAUUUGAUUUUGAACUUACUGUGGUAGUGCUUGGGAUUGUUACAAUUGGACGUGCUGGUGGAUAUCAACAAUGGGUUACAACAUAUAAAGCUUCAUGUGAUGGAAAUUCCAUUUUUGAAAAUGGACAAGAAAAGGUAUACCAAGGUAACACUGAUAAAAUCACAAAAGUUGUGAAUUAUUUGUCUGAGCCACUGUAUUGUCAGAAGUUCAGAGUCUAUCCUUUAACGGGGCAUAGUUGGAUGACUAUGAGAUUGGGAUUUAUGUUGGAAGACUGCAAAAACUCAGCAGGAGGAGAAUGGUUUAAUUUUGGUGGAAAAUAUGAAUAUUAUGUUUCCUCUGACAUGACUUGUAAAGAACUCGAAGCCACAAAAGUUGAAAUCAAUUCAAAACAGAAAGCAAAUGAAAUAUCUAGCAUGCUGAAGCAGCUUAUUGAAAAAUAUCCAGGUGAUUUUAUAUGGAGCGAAGUCCAUAAAACUCGACACACCAGCGAUUAUAUAUUUGAAAUUGGCCCAGGUUGGUGGACAGAUCUAGGUUGCUGGAAGGAUGUCCAAAAUGAUCGAGCAAUUCCAUCUGCUGAUGCAAAUCUUAUUACUGAUUCUGGGAAUCCUAAGCUUAGAAAAGAUGCCAUCAGAUUAUGUGCAGAGUAUGCAGACAGCAUGGGAUUUUCUGUAUUUGCCCUACAGGAUGGAGGAUCAUGUUUCACUGGUGUUAACGCUCACACUACAUAUAAUAAACAUGGAGAAUCAUCUGAAUGUAAAAAUGAUGGAGAAGGUGGAUAUUUGGCAAAUCAAGUUUAUAAAAUAAGAGAAAAUUGGCACACUUUGGGCUGUUGGGUAGAUUUCAACACUGAUCGAGCAAUUCCACCUAUGGAUUUCAACUUUGGAGAUGUAUAUGAUACAGGAGUUGAUGCAAUUAAAAAUUGUGCAAAAUAUGCUUUCGAUCAAGGAUAUUCUGUGUUUGCUAUGCAAAAUGGAGGAGAAUGUUGGACUAGUGCAAAUGCAGAAACUUCUUAUAAAAAACAUGGGCCAAGUACACAUUGCCAGAGUGAUGGACUGGGUGGCGUAUUGGCGAAUCAAGUGUACAGAUUUGCUGACAAUUGUUGCAAUAUCCCAAUUGGUGAUAGAAUAAAUUGUGGAUUUUCUGGCGUCACAAAAGCUAAAUCACAUGCAAUGGGCUGCUGUUUUUCAGAUUCUUUGUCUUAUUUACCAAGAGAAAAUUGUUGGAGUGAUUUUAAUUUGUUGGCUAAUACAACUAUAGUAGGAAGAAAUGGAACGCAAUACAAAAGAACAGAAAGGGGAUUAAAGUCUCGUUGUCUUGCCAUUGUGUUUAAUCCAAUACUUGGGGUUCAUUUUGCUCAUAAAACUUAUGAUUGUGCAUUGAAAUAUCCUGUCAUUUGUGAACGAGGCAUGUAUAAUGUAUAA